Bufo gargarizans (Asiatic toad) is the source of this 6207-nucleotide messenger RNA. It is a transcript of the gene PACS1, whose product is annotated as phosphofurin acidic cluster sorting protein 1. Gene Ontology annotation, biological process: protein localization to plasma membrane. Bases 88 to 2715 code for a protein of 875 amino acids. The transcript has 24 exons. Gene Ontology annotation, molecular function: transmembrane transporter binding. Lineage: Eukaryota; Metazoa; Chordata; Amphibia; Anura; Bufonidae. The record is from RefSeq and is a predicted model, not a curated record.
UGUGGUUGGCCGCGCCUUGCUCUGUCACGAGGGUCCUUCCUCACCCUGUGAUUGGCUGGUGCCUCAGUCUGCUCUGCUGUUUGCGCCAUGUCCGAGCGCUCUCUGUCAACGGGGCCCUCGGGGGCCACUGUUGUGGCACCGCCAGGGGGCUCUACCCUCGGUAGUGACUUGCCCGUCACUGGGCCCACCCCGACAGCUGGAGGUCCGGUUCGUAUGAACUUGUAUGCGACCUGGGAAACGGACCGAGGCAGCGCGGCCUGCGUACCCAGGCUCUUCUCUCUGACGCUGCGGAAGCUUAUUAUGCUGAAGGAUCUGGACAAGGAUUUACCCUCUGUUGUCAUUGCGGUGAAGCUGCAGGGCUCAAAACGAAUUCUGCGUUCCAAUGAAAUCUCCCUCCCGACCAGCGGGGUGUCAGAGACUGAGCUGCAGCUAACGUUCUCGCUGCAGUAUCCACACUUCUUAAAGAGAAAUGCAAACCGCUUACAAAUCAUGUUACAACGCCGCAAGAGAUACAAGAACCGGACUAUCCUGGGUUAUAAAAGCCUGGCUGUAGGAGUUAUCAAUAUGGCCGAGGUUUUGCAGUUUCCCAGUGAAAGUGGCCUUGUCUUGUCUCUUCAUAGCCAUGCCAAGGAUGUUUCUUUGCCUGUUGCCGAGAUAAAUAUUCAUUCGCUCUCCAGUCAGCCAAUUGACCACGAGGGCCCAAAAGCCAAAUUAUUUGACCGUUCCCCAGAUAUUGAAAAUUAUUCAGAGGAUGAAGAUGAAAGCUUCUCAUCAGAACAAGAGGGGAGCGAUGACCCUUUACAUGGGCCGGAUUUUUACUUUGAGGAUGAAGAAGUGCGAAAGGUUAAGAAGUCCCGCAGAAAGAUCCCAGCCUCAUCAGCUAUAACUAGACAACCAAAUAUAAAGCAGAAGCUGAAGUCCCUUCUGAACAGAUUUAAAGUUUCAGAGGAGGUUGGAUUUAGCCUGGAUCAUGUUUCACGUGAUGAGAUUCGGGAAGAAGAUUUGGAUGAUUUAUAUGACAGUCUAGAAAUGUUUAACCCAAGUGAUAGCUGUCCAGAGUUGGAGGAAAGUGAGAGUGUCCUGAGUACUCCUAAACCAAAGCUUAGACCGUUCUUCGAGGGUGUUUCCCAGUCAAGUUCACAGACUGAAAUUGGAAGUCUAAACAGCAAAGGAAGCCAAGGAAGGGACAUGAGCAGUCCGGGAGACCUUUCAGUAGAUGUUAAAAUCCCCCGUCAGGACGAUUCGAUGGACACAGUAAGUCAGGACAUAUCUUUGGAUAUCUCACAAGAUGUUGACACUCUUUCCGAAUCAAUCACUUUUUCAGUUCCUGAAAAAUCUAAAUCUGUGAAAAGUCCAAGUGUGACACCUCAGAGCAAGAGGAGUGUAUCUGUCAAAGAAAGGCCUUCUAACAAAGGACUGUCUGAGAGAACCCAGAGUACAGAGAGUGACAGGACAGCAGAGACAGGACAAGUCUCACAGGUUCCACGGAAGAUAUUACUGGACCAAUUAAAUCAAAAUCUCUCAGAACAGUCUCUUCCAGAAACUAUUUUCAUUGUGCAUACCUCUGAUUGGCAAGGACAGUUCGUCUCCAGUCUUUUUCAGCAGCAGCAUAAGCCAUGUGUAUGUAUAACCUGUUCUUCCGAUGUACAGUGCGCUCUGACUGCAGUUCUUACUCGAAUACAGAGGCACUGUCAUAUGGCACCAGGACCACCACGUCCUUUAAAAGUUGUGUGUGUGGGAGGGCACACUUUUCUCAGCUUUCUGCUUGGAGCAUAUGCUACGAACUUAGCAGGACGAACCCCUGACUGGUUGGGGUAUCUGCGCUUCCUUUUAGUUCCUCUAGGGUCUCAUCCUGUCUGUAAAUAUAUAUCUUCUUUGGAUUCUCGUUAUGCAUCUUUGUUCUUUGAUUCCUCUUGGAGAGAGUUGUUUAAUAAAUCUGAGGUUCCAUCUACAGAACCAUCAUUUGACAUCAUUGGGCGUAUCAUGCAGUAUGUGAAUGGAGCCAAUAACUCCCAGCAGCUUCCAAUUGCUGAAGCCAUGUUAACCUGCAAACAUAAACUUCAGGAGGAUGAUUCAUAUCAGAAGUUUAUACCAUUCAUUGGGGUGGUGAAAGUCGGACUGGUGGAGACAUCCCCCCCAAAUACUGAUGCAGAGGAUUCUGUUUCUCUCAGUGUCGGUCUCCCUUCUACGUCUCCACCUUCAUCAGUCGGAGUCCUCCGUGAUGGUUCAGCAACACCUCCAUCAUCUCCGUCUUUAAGUGCCAGUCUCCAAGGAAACACAGGGACCAUGGCAGAUGCUUUAGGAUUACAAGUUGAUUAUUGGCUAACUUGUGACCGGAGAAAAGAGAGAGAAGGAGGAGGGAAGAAUACUCUGCGCAGUAUCUUCCGUUCUGUGGUUGUUUCACGUUUGCCAGGACCAGAUACACCACCUGGUAGUAUGAGUCUAAGUGUGGUAACUACUGAGUCACGAAACAAGAAGGUGCCAACAAUCUUCCUUAGUAAGAAACCAAAGGAAAGAGAAACUGAUGCCAAAAGUCAAAUAAUAGAGGGAAUAACAAGACUUAUUUGUUCCGCCCGACAGCAACAGACCAUGCUACGAGUCACAGUUGAUGGACGGCUCUUCAGUGAUGUGAAGUUUUUCCAGGUGGCAUCUCAGUGGCCUACUCACGUCAAAUACUUUCCUGUUGGAGUUUUCAGUCCUGCAGGAAAACCCUGAAUAUUCUUCCCUAAAGUCAUCAAAAAGAGGCUCUUCCUACACUCUUAAUAUUCACAUGCAACUCUAGCUAGUGGAUUGUGACGCUGUAUUGUAUUCUAGUGCAUACUACUACUGUUCUCCUAACAUCUGCUUAUUGGGCAUGCUGGUGAUGAAACAAUGACCCCAUCUGUUACAUUGAGUGACCAUCAGGGCACACUUUGCAGAUGUUACAUACAUUCAGCAUUUAAUGUGGAACUGACAUUUUAUUUUAUUUAUAGGCCAGCUGAUAAACAUUUUUUCAAUAUGCUUUAUUGAUUUGGGAUUUCUUAAUAAAAAAAUGACUGUCUUUUGGCAGUGAGCUGCUCACCUUCACUAGCUCGGCUGCAUAUAUUUACAGCCCUGUCUAACAUUGGUACACUGUCAGCAGUGAGUGCCGACAGCAUCUGUGGGAUCUGUACGCCCAGUGCGCUCGCUAACUAUAUAGCCACCAGAAGUAAUUUCCUGCAUCUCCCUGCGGCUAGAUAGUGAGCGCGCCGGGCGUACAGAUCUCACAGAUGCUGUCGGCACUCACUGCUGUGCUGACAGUGUACCAAUGUUAGACAUGGCUGUGUAUAUAUAUAUAUAUAUAUAUAUAUAUAUUAUACUUAUAGCCAGCUUUAGGGUGGCAAUGAGUGAGGCAAGUCUUUGCUAUUCAGUACUGCGCUAAACAGUGAAGAUGGGCAACUCGCUAAUAAAAAAAAUCCAAGAUCAAUAAAUAAAGUAUAUUGAAAAAUUUUAUAUGGCAGUUACACUUUAAGACAUUCCCUUUUUUAGGUCUUAAAAGCAAAAAUUGAUUAAAAAAGGCAAGCUUAGCGUUUGUGUGAUGAGAUGUAUGGUUUUGCAGGUAGUGUCUUACUGCCAGCUCACCAGUUUACAUGUCAUUCAUUCUGGCUGCAAGUCUCUCUCUUGUGUCUUAGCGCAGUUCAUCCUUUGUACCAUGUCUGUUAGUAAUUUAAUCUUCAUCGUGUGCCUCGUUGGUUUUCACUUCUGCACUUUAUACUUCUUGCUUAGGUCGACUUGAUAAGCUUCCUUAUGGAGGAAACUCAGUACAUCUCGUUUCAUUUUGUAUAAUGCUUUUCUGUACUCCUAUUUUCUUCCUUCCCUGUUGUGAGAACGUCCAUUGUAUUGACCUGUAGCUUAACGAGCUUCUCCAUCAUGGCAUGAAGUGACAUCUGCAUGGGACAAUUUAACAGCGGGUCAUUGUAUUUAGACUCCUCAGGGUCCAGGAUGGAGCUGGGUUUGAAAGGAUGAAAUCCUCAAUGAAAAUUUGCAGCCCUUUCACUAACAUAGUGACCAUGUUGUGGAUCUGAAAAUUUCCAGAAUUGUGGAAUUUUCUCACGGCUUAUGGAUAGGGUCUUAAAACAGUAUCCACGUGUACUUUAUGUUGCCGUGGAUUAUGGUGCAGAAUCCACAGCCAUCAUAUCCGCGCCAUCACCUUUCUGGAAUAAACUUGUGCCUCUCCCCCUAAGUUCAGUCCAUACUUACGGUGCUUUAAUGAAAUGUGCCAGCGGUGAACUCGCUCUCUGCCCAGUGCCUGUUCUGCCCCCUACAGCUACCCUUGCUCACGUCACAGGUGUUACAGACAAACUGUGCAUGAUGGCAAAUGAUAGAUUACAUAUAAUUUAUAUAGUUAUGUGAUAGUAUAAAGCCCUAUGGCGCUUUGUGUCACAAUUAAGGUUUUUUGUGGCACAUUUUGUCACUUCUCUUACCCACUUUCUAAAACAGCAUCAAAGAUUUAGGCUACUUUCGCAUCUGCGUUUUCCUUUCUGGUUUUGAGAUCUGACAGAGGAUCUCAAAACCGGAGCAAAACUGAACAAACCGGAAUGGAGUGCACCAAAAUGCGUUCCGUUCUGGUUUCUUGUGUUCCCAUGCUGGACACAAAUCUGCUGCAAGCAGCGUCUUCGUGUGCGUCAUGGGAAACUGAUCAUGGCAGAUCUGGCACCAAAAACCAUGUAAGUCAAUGGUGCCGGAUCCGUUUUCUUUCAGCAUGGGAUUUCAAAACCAUAUCCAAAUGCAUCCGUUUGAAUAAUACAACCGGCUACAUACGUUCAGAAUGCAUCAGGUUGUAUUAUAAACCACUGUAAGUCAAUUGGCGCCGGAUCCAGUUUAUUCAUUUUCAAUAUAUAAUACAACUGGAUCCCUUCUGAAUGGAUGCAGCCAGCUGUAUUAGUCAAACUAGUGCAUUUGGAUAUGGUUUUGAAAUCCCACGCCGGAUCUCAAAAUCAGAAACCAAAAACGCAUAUGUGAAAAUAGCCUUAGGCAUAUUUAACAAUCCACGAAAAAUGUCACUCAAUAUUCUGGGCAGAAUGAAUGUAACUCAAUAUAUCUCCUCCAGCGAGUUCAUUCUGACCCACGUACCUGCUUAGCAGAAUGACAUGGUAUGUGGAUUUUAUUUAGAGCUGUGGUUGCUAUGAGCAACAGAACAAGGUUUCCUGCUAUAUAGGUUUGAUGUUAUUAAACGGAAGUAUCGCCCAUAUAUACAUACACUUUACGUAUUCCUUUAUCAGGCCGCAUCUAGUGUUAGUAAAUUUGACAUUACAUAAGCUCUAUUACCUUUUAUCGACUAAUUAUUCCAUUUAUAGAAAUGUUGUUAAUUUCUUACUGGCAUGAAGUGGUAAGUUCAGAAUUUAGUAUGUGGCUAGAUGCAGAAGAUAUGUGUAUAUUUUGGAUGCCAACCCUGGAAAUGUACAAAAUACCUCCCAUAUAUUGUUACAUGGGGACACUAGACACCCCAGAUACUGUUACAUGCAUACGGUAGGGUUACCCGACAUAAACUGUUACAAGUAAUGUGUUUAAUAUGCAGCAUAUCGAUUAGCAAUCAUUCAUUCUUGGUGUCUGCACAAAUAUGUUACAUACUAUAUGUUGCAUACUGUACACAUUACAUUUGUACUGUAUUCACAGUAUGCCCUGUUACAUGAUUUCCUGUAACGUGUAUAUAUUGUUGGUGUGGUCAAACUGACAAGGAAGGUAUGCUACAAGAUGUUACAAUCAAGCUGUAUGUGAUCAAAAUCAAAGCUAGAAGUAUAUGGGGUCAUAAACGACAUCACACUCCAUGUUCUAGGGCAGGGGUCAGCAACCUCUGACACGCUGUUUGUUGUGAAACUACAACUCCCAGCCAUUCGCUUCUGUGGGAGUUCCAAGAACAGCCAAGCAAGUGGCCCUGCUGGGCUCUGUUCUAGAGUAUUACAUACACUCCAUGGUCCUGUAUUUUAACACUGCCUUCCUGGUCUGUCAGCCAGUUUUUGUUGACUCAUUUUUAAUGUCUUAACGUGUGAUUUCUUAUGCUACUUCUAAAGCACAAUAAAGUCCACGCAGAUGGAUUUCUGUCCAAGUCCUGCCAUACAAUCUUACAUGCUGUUCAUGUUCUUGUAUAUGCCUAGUGUUGCACAAAUGUAUAUAAUUUGCUUCACAGCUUAUUUUUAUGUUUUAUAUUGUUUCUUAUAAUUGUUUUUGUUUUCAUUAAAGUUUCUGUGG